GGGAACUAGAAAUGAAAGAGAUGCAGCAUAGUUUUCCGUACAUUCACAAGGUGGGAGUUCCCCGAAAGCAAACCUUUUUGAAGGAGUUAAAGGCCACUGUGCAAGAGACAUUCUUUGCUGAUGAUCCUCUACGUCCAUUCAAAGACCAACCUAAGUCCAGGAAAUUCAUCCUUGGUUUGCAAGCUAUCUUCCCAUUUUUGAAUGGGCUCAACUUUAGAGGGGAUCUCAUUGCUGGAUUAACCAUCGCAAGUCUCUGUAUUCCUCAGGACAUUGGGUAUGCAAAGCUUGCAAAUUUAGAUCCCCAAUAUGGAUUGUACAACCUGUUUGACUCCAGCUUUGUUCCACCAUUGAUAUAUGCCUUCAUGGGUAGUUCGAGGGAUAUAGCUAUAGGUCCUGUGGCAGUUGUGUCUCUUCUCUUGGGGACUUUGCUCACAAAAGAGAUUGAUCCUACUCAAAAUGCAGCUGAAUAUCUCCGGCUUGUAUUUACAGCUACUUUUUUCGCUGGAAUUACUCAAGCCACCCUUGGGUUUCUCAGAUUGGGCUUUUUAAUUGACUUCUUAUCACACGCCGCUGUUGUUGGUUUUAUGGCUGGAGCUGCCAUUACAAUUGCUCUGCAACAACUUAAAGGUUUUCUUGGCAUAGAAGAUUUCACAAAGAAAACUGAUGUUGUUUCCGUGAUGCGGUCAGUAUUUGAUUCUAUCCACCAUGGAUGGAACUGGCAGACUAUAGUAAUUGGAGCAACCUUUUUAGCUUUCCUUCUGUUUACCAAGUACAUUGGGAAGAAGAACAAACGGCUUUUCUGGUUACCGGCUAUUGCACCACUUAUCUCUGUUGUCUUGUCCACGUUUUUUGUGUACAUAACACGUGCAGAUAAGCAAGGUGUUCAAAUAGUAAAGCAUAUAAAGAAAGGAAUCAAUCCUCCUUCUGUUGAUAAAAUAUAUUUUGAUGGUGAUAAUCUGCAAAAGGGUUUUAAAAUAGGAGUUGUGGCUGGAAGCUGUAGCAAUAGGAAGAACAUUUGCUUCCAUGAAGGACUAUCAGCUAGAUGGAAACAAAGAAAUGGUUGCCAAACUGCUGUUUCCAACAUUGUGAUGUCAUGUGUUGUAUUUCUAACCUUGGAAUUCAUCACUCCACUAUUUAAGUACACCCCAAAUGCCAUUCUUUCCUCCAUCAUUAUAUCUGCUGUCAUCGGCCUAAUUGACUUUGAAGCAGCUAUUUUGAUAUGGAAGACUGAUAAACUAGACUUCAUUGCAUGCCUGGGGGCAUUUUUUGGCGUGGUCUUUGUUUCUGUUGAAAUUGGGCUCUUAAUUGCGGUCUCAAUAUCUUUUGCUAAAAUCCUUCUACAAGUCACGAGGCCACGGAUUGCAAUUCUUGGUAGGGUCCCUAGGACAAAUGUCUAUAGGAACAUCCAGCAAUACCCAGAAGCAACUAAGGUUCCGGGUAUUUUGAUUGUGAGAGUUGAUUCUGCAAUCUACUUUUCAAACUCCAACUAUGUCAGGGAAAGGAUAUUGAGAUGGCUAAGUGAUGAGGAAGACUUGGUGAAAAAAGCAUGUCAACCAAAGAUUCAGUUUUUGAUCAUAGAGAUGUCACCCAUUGCUGAUAUUGACACCACAGGCAUUCAUGCCUUGCAAGAGCUACAUAAUAAUCUUCGAAAGAGGGAUUUGCAGUUCCCGAGCCUGAUUGGCGAGGACAAGAUCUUCCUCACCGUAGCAGACGCUGUUGCAACAUGUUCAACGAAACGUGCAGAAGAGGUGGUGGUGGGUAGGUCCGUCCACGUGGUGGCUGGUGGGGCUUGUGACAGUAGGGAGAUGGCGAUAUUGUUGGAUCAGAAAAGAAAUGUGAAAUUUAAU
Thlaspi arvense is the source of this 1847-nucleotide messenger RNA. The record is from the annotation of a GenBank genome assembly. NCBI's taxonomy places the organism in Eukaryota, Viridiplantae, Streptophyta, Magnoliopsida, Brassicales, Brassicaceae.